This is a messenger RNA of Clupea harengus (Atlantic herring), 1529 nucleotides long. It is a transcript of the gene hoxc1a, whose product is annotated as homeobox C1a. Gene Ontology annotation, cellular component: nucleus. The record is from RefSeq and is a predicted model, not a curated record. Lineage: Eukaryota; Metazoa; Chordata; Actinopteri; Clupeiformes; Clupeidae. Gene Ontology annotation, molecular function: DNA-binding transcription factor activity, RNA polymerase II-specific; RNA polymerase II cis-regulatory region sequence-specific DNA binding. Gene Ontology annotation, biological process: regulation of transcription by RNA polymerase II.
UCAAAGCUUGUAGUGGUAUCUAUAUGUGUGUGCAUAGGCUACAUGUACACACAUUUAAAGUAUGUUGAUUUUGAAAGACCAAGUAAUGGACUGAAAAACGCCUUAUACAAUGCGUAUGCUGGCAGUUCAUCGGUGCUAUGUGCCCUGCUGUUUUGGAUGAGGGGGAUGUCCACCUAUUGGCCAAGACUGAGAGGGCACGUCAUCCCCAUCAAUCUCAGAUCGAAUCUUUCUGCGAGGCAUGUCCUUAUCCAGGGUUAAGCCACGAUCCAUAAUCGCUGGGUCUACGGUGCCCGUGAGGCCAGGCUCUGAGUGCAACUACAAUAAAGGAGAAUGUAGAAGAAACCCGAUUAUGAAUUCUUUAGAAGAAUUAAUUCACAGCGGAGCAAAUGGCUCGGAAAGUACAGGCCACCGUUUGACGGAGAGUAAACUUGAAGAUUUGAACACAAGGACUAACCCACAGGUUAGCGGAGGCGGCGAGGGACUUGUGGAAGUUGAGCGAGAAUGCUCACAGUAUUGUUACUCAACUUUCUCCGGCGACACCAGUGAUGUGUUCAACCUCUUUCAAAAUGACGGCUUGUCUGUGACAUCUAUCCGUCCUCAGCAUCCGCGUCUCCCCUCGUCCCCCUUCGGUGCUCAGACGCAGGCGCUCGAUGCCGGUUACUCGCACUCCACAGACACUUCAAGGACUUUCACCGAGGCAUUUACCGAGCCGGGGCCACUUAACGCCUGCAUUGAAAUGUACAAGAACAACGGGCCAAGAUUUCACCUCGCUGUUAAGGGCAACCACACUUUUCAAAAUAUCGUUGAAAAGAUGCCAGAUUCCAGUUAUGGCGGUAAAACAUUUGAGUGGAUGAAGGUUAAGAGAAGCCAACCCCGGAUGGCUAAAAUGCAGAUGCCUUGUGGUGAAAAUUAUUUUGCAACGGAACACCGAAUGUCCAGCGGUUGUGACCAAAGCGAGGACAUCAUACACGGCCAGCCGACUGCCAACGGAGUGCCGCGGACUAACUUCAGCACCAAACAGCUGACCGAGCUGGAAAAAGAGUUUCACUUCAACAAAUAUCUGACGCGGGCCCGGCGGGUGGAGAUCGCCAACAGCCUCCAGCUGAGUGAGACUCAGGUGAAAAUUUGGUUUCAGAACAGACGCAUGAAGCAGAAGAAACUGCAGCGAGAGGGCAUCGUCCCCGGACCAGGACACGCGUCUGCUCCAGAAAGGACAGCUCUCCAAACACGUUAGCCAGUUGUUCCCCUCUUGAGACAGGGCUUUGCCAACAGGCUACAUCACCUGAGCUCGACAAUGGAGUUGCAACCGUUCUUAACUCUAGUGCUUUUGGAAAUACAGGGUUCAUAUGUGUCUGUGCGGGCACUGAAUUAAGUAGCCAUUUUUUGCAAGUGCACUUUAAAAAUGUAUUUACAGAGAAUAUUUAAUGUAUUGCUAUUUAUUAUUCUUAGAAGUUGAUCAACCUAUGUUGCAUUUCAGAGUGUCAUUUAUUUAUGGAUAUUUUAUAAUUUAAAUUAAAAGUUUUGUUAUG